AGUAGACUACAAGCCUACACUUUCAAGCCCAUCAAGUGAUACGCCCUGCCAUAUUUUCUUACUUGUUUGCUAUAAAACCAAAGUAGGGUUUCAUUUCCUGCGCUCGACUAUUAACGCAGGGUUUCUGCCGCCGUCAUUCACCGGAAUUUGCUUAACAGGGUAUAAUGACGACCAGAUUGAGGAAGAAUCGCAAGAAGCGUGGCCACGUGAGCGCUGGACAUGGUCGUAUCGGAAAGCACCGAAAGCAUCCCGGAGGUCGUGGUAAUGCCGGAGGUAUGCACCACCACCGGAUCCUCUUCGACAAGUACCAUCCCGGUUACUUCGGUAAGGUCGGUAUGAGGUAUUUCCACAGGCUGAGGAACAAGUUCUACUGCCCAAUCGUGAACGUCGACAAGCUCUGGUCGAUGGUUCCACAAGACGCGAAGGAGAAGGCUUCAGCUGAUAAGGUUCCAGUCGUCGAUGUUACUCAAUUCGGAUACUUUAAGGUUUUGGGAAAGGGAGCUGUGCCUCUUUCACAUCCUAUGGUUGUUAAGGCGAAGCUCAUUUCAAAGUGUGCUGAGAAGAAAAUUAAGGAGGCCGGUGGUGCUGUUGUUCUUACUGCUUAGGUUUGUUUUUCUAUUUUUGAUGUUGAUUUUGAUUAUUACUGUUAGUUUCAAUGGCAGAGUACUCUUAAUUUGCUGGAUUUGAACUACUUUUUGAUCAAAUUUGUGUUUUAAACUUCUUACAAA
Molecule: messenger RNA, 728 nt
Organism: Lactuca sativa (garden lettuce)
Lineage: Eukaryota; Viridiplantae; Streptophyta; Magnoliopsida; Asterales; Asteraceae
Product: large ribosomal subunit protein uL15x
Biological process (GO): translation
Cellular component (GO): ribosome; cytosolic large ribosomal subunit
Molecular function (GO): structural constituent of ribosome
Source: RefSeq, a predicted model, not a curated record